AUGGGCAACAACAUCUCCUACCCCACGGACGAGACCCAUCUGUCCAUCCCCAACACCGAGCUGACAAUCAAGGGCCUGCAGAAUGGCACGCAGUCCCGGCGGUUCACCGGCGUUCCCUACGCCCAACCCCCAGUUGGACCUCUGCGCUGGCGCAAACCCCAGCCCUUGUCUCUCUCCCAAUUAGCCCAAGAAUCAUCAACUUUCGACGCAACCAGCUUCGGCCCCGUCUGUCCACAAGCCAACUACUCCAAGUCUGUCAGCGAACAUGUCCCCGUCCACACCUACAGCGAAGAUUGCCUUCGCCUGAACAUCUGGACGCCGGUGCCCGACCCCGCAGACCCGAACAAGAAGUACCCAGUAAUGAUCUGGUUCCACGGCGGGUGGUUCCAGGUAGGGGACCCCAGCCAAGAAUUCGGAAUGGACCCGACGGAGCUCAUCUCCACGGGAGGCUUGAACUGCAUCGUCGUUGCGGUGGGGUACCGUCUGAACAUCUUCGGCUUCCUGGCCGGGAACGCACUGCGCCACGAAUCCGGCGGCCGGGAAGUCGGAAACUAUGGUCUCUGGGACCAACGGCUGGCGAUCGAGUGGGUGUAUGAGAACAUCGCACACUUCGGGGGUGAUCCCGAGAACCUCAUCUUGUCCGGGCGAAGCGCGGGGGCGUACGCGGUGCAGGCGCAGGUGCUGUUCGACUUCCGCGCCGGGCCCGACGUGAUCGACGCCCGGUCGCGGGACCGGUUUCAGCGGCUGGUCAUGUAUUCCAACGCCAUCCCGACACAGCCCAAGACCCCCGAAGAUUGUCAGGUGCAGUUCGAUGAGGUGUGCACAUACUGCGGAAUCGGGACGGAGGUCCCAGGCGAGGAGAAGCUGGCGCGACUGCGCGGGAUCGAGGCCAAGGCGCUGUGCGACGCCAUCAUGAAACUCGAGCAUCACACCUUCCGCGCGGUCACGGAUGGCGUGUUCAUCCAGCCGGGGAUCUUCGAGUACUUCCGGGACGGGGCGUUCGCGGUCGAGUUCCAAAGACGCGGUCUGCGCUUGUUCAUCGGCGAGGUGCGCGACGAGAACACUCUCUACGCGGUGACGAACAGUCCCGAGCCCAAUCAGGCGUCGUUCCGGCUGCAGGUCGAGAACUAUUACUCGCCGGUCACGACGGAGCGGUUGCUGCGGCAUUAUGAGCUGCCGGCGACGGGGAAGAAGGAGGAAUGGCAGGCGCUUUUCGGAAAUCUCAUUGCCGAUGGCCAGGUGCGUGCGCCGUCACGGUUUCUGGUCAAGAAUUUGCUGGACCAUGGUGUGAGGAUCGACGACGUCUGGCGCUAUCUCAUUGCCUACCGGCUGUCGUUCAUCACGGAGAAGGUCGCCCCGGCGUCGUUCGGAGUGAGCCAUGCGAUGGACCGGCCGAUCUGGAAAGUUAGCUACUCGAUCAUGCACGGACCGACCCCGGAGGAGAAGGGGUUGCUGGAUACUUGGAUCCGGGACCUGGCUGCUUUCGUGAACAACGAGGCGGGUUACUCCUAUGGCACACACGUCGCAGAUGAGCAUAAGGUGAUGACUGCAGAGGGCAAGAUUGAGAUUCAAAAAGAUGCCCGGUGGGAGCCGUUGCUCAAACUGAUGGAUGUUUUCUCUGGAUUGGAGCGUGCUGCCUAG
Messenger RNA from Aspergillus uvarum CBS 121591, 1641 nucleotides. RefSeq names its product alpha/beta-hydrolase. The record is from RefSeq and is a predicted model, not a curated record. NCBI's taxonomy places the organism in Eukaryota, Fungi, Ascomycota, Eurotiomycetes, Eurotiales, Aspergillaceae. Bases 1 to 1641 code for a protein of 546 amino acids. The transcript has 2 exons.